This is a messenger RNA of Opisthorchis viverrini, 468 nucleotides long. RefSeq lists its product as hypothetical. The transcript has 4 exons. The coding region runs from base 1 to 468 and encodes 155 amino acids. Lineage: Eukaryota; Metazoa; Platyhelminthes; Trematoda; Opisthorchiida; Opisthorchiidae. The record is from RefSeq and is a predicted model, not a curated record.
AUGAACGAAAGAUUCAGCUGGAUUCCAGAAGCGAAAGAGACCAGAAACCGAUUGGAAAUGAUGGUCGCAUUAAGUCGCUUGCCAGCAUGUCAAGUUAAGCAAUCAUCCAGCAAACUUCGUUCAGCUGUAGCACCCUUCCGGUGCCUAACUGCCAUGUUGCGCGAGGGCUGGGAUACUGUCAGGUUGCUCAAGUCUAGACAAGGGAAGUUGAGAGACAGCGGUCGAGUUCGAACCACAAACCUUCCGGCGAGAUGGCCCAAGUGGUUAGAGCGCGAAUUUACUGACCGGAAGGUCCGUGGUUCGAAUCCGACCUCCGCCACUCAACUUCCCCUGCCUAGGCUUGGGCAACCUGGCAGUAUCUCAGCCCUCGUGCUUCCUUCGGGUGGCAUGGCAGCUAGGCACCGGAAGGGUGCUACAGCUGAACGCUUUCUUUCUUUCUGUAAUGCUACCAAAAGGUACAGAGGCUGA